UUUUAAAAUUUGUACAUGUUCACUUGGUUGAUUUCACUGCCUUUUGUUAGACAAAAGUAACAACAAUGUGAACUGUUAAGACAAAUACAUACUCAUGAUUCAAAUAUUGUUGCUUUACUGUAGGUCAUUGUGAUUUAUUCUCUGACUUUCCACAUUCUUUCAUUAUUUCAAAGAAAAUAAUAUCAACGAAAUAUCUCUACCAAAAAAGGCGCACGUCUUUCGUUGAACAUUGAGUUUCCCAUUAAUCCUGCUUUUCAACGAGUCUACUUUCUUUUAAGUGACACAUAAUAUUACUCAGCAAAGUCUGAAGAACCAUUCAACUCCUUCUUACGCCAAUUGGGAAAAUAAUUUCCACAAUGUCUGUAGCAGACUUCUAUGGAUCAAAUGUUGAGAUAUUUUUAAAUAAUGGGUCUAAGAUACAAGGAAUUAUAACGAAUUUUGACCCUCAAAGCCUUGUUUUGCAACUGAAAUCAAGACAAAAUGUAAUUCCUGUUAUGACAUCGCAAAUCAAAGACUUACGGAUUAUACCUAACGAACAACCUGUAUCUAAACCGUCUACACCUCGUUCUUCAAAAGCCCGCCUUAGAGAAGCGGACAAAGCUUGGAAUACUGCUGACUGUAAUGAUGAUUUUGACUUUGCAGCAAAUUUGGAAAAAUUCAACAAACAAAAGCUGUUUGCCGAAUUUCGUGAAAGAGAUAAAUCGGACCCUGCGAAACUUUUAGUUUCUCAUAACAAAAACACGCAGAGAAAUUACUCACCAACCCAAAAUGUUCUUGAUUCAGUAAGUUCUUCGAAAGAAGAAUCACCCAAGAAACCCGGUCCUAAAAAUCCUUUAGCUGCAAAUCAGCAAAAGACAAAAAAAUCUCCCAAGUCCAGCAACAGCGAAACUAUUACCAAAAGCAAAACAUCGGAUUCUUCUCGUAAUGCUUCCGUUGAGCUUAAAACUAGCACAGGAGAAACAGUUGUCUCUGUGGAUAAGGAUAUCAUUAUUAGAGGUGUAUCCGAAUCUAUUUUGAACACAAAUUCUGAAAUUGUCGUUGAAGGCGCUGCUCAACUAAUAAGCCAGUUAGUACAUUCCUUCCUUGGAGGUUCUCGCCGUCUAGGAAAAUUGAAUCACAACCCGUCACCCGUCGUUUGCCUGUUAGUUGGUAAACACGAUCAUGCCUCGGCAGCAGUUGCCGCAGGUCGUAGACUCGCUUCAGUUGGAAUAACGGUUGUCUUGCGUUGCACGCAGUUGAAUAAUAUCGACGGCAAGCAACUACUGAUGUUUGAGUCCGCCGGUGGCCUUGUACCUAGUGAUGACGAAUUUGGCAAAUGCCUUGAAUCAUUGUCCACACCAGUGGAGCUGAUUGUGGAUUCUUUGAGUGGCUUAAGACCUUAUGAUUCUCGAUACAACCCUUUGGUGAAAUGGGCAAACCAAAAUCGUGCUCCCAUUCUUUCCCUCGAUUAUCCCUCUGGCUUGGAUGAAAGUAAAACACUAUCUAUGAAUGCGAAGUGGACGUUGGCUUUUGGCGCUGUAAGCAACGACUUGGCUAAUGCUGCUCUUAAUAAGACGGCUAACGAUACUAUUUUUCUUGGGAACCUUGGAACAGGAUUUCAUGUGUGGGAACAACUGGGUGCUGGCCAGUCUCAAGCUGAUGGUGAAUGGCUAACUCAAUUGUCAAUAAGUGACAAAUAGUUGAGUUGUACUAUCAAUUACAAGUUCUUUUUUAUUUCGCGCGAGUUCUUCUUUGAAUAUCAGCCGGAAAGUUUUUAAAAUAACUGUUUAACAGUAAACUAGGCGCUGCGCUAAAGUUGCAGAUUGUGUCUUUUGUUACAUAGUUACUGACUUGUCUUAAGUCAGUAAUCACACUCGGUGUUGCUUUUCCUUCCCGAACCAGUUCGAGCAAUUCAUUGAUAAUCUUUGUGCCAUUACGACAAGCAAGGCAUUUUCUGCAAGUUUCCUUCUUGUAGAACUUUGAAAAAUUUAGUAUGGCUUCAAAGACUUUGUCAAUAUCGUUGAGAACGAUUACUGAUGCUGUUCCCAGUCCAGUCCCUAUUUGUCGAAGGUAAUCAUAAUCCAUGAGCAUGUGUUCGCAUUGCUCUUUAUUACAUAUUCCCAUAGAGGGACCCCCUGGAAAAACAGCUACCAAUGAGUCCCACCCACCUAUAACACCUCCAUGAGUUUCUAUCAGUUCUUUUAGCGGUAUUGACAAACGUUCCUCGUAAACAUUUGGUUGUCUCACAUCACCGCUUAUGCAGAAUAGUUUUGUUCCGUAGUUGUUUGGUGAACCAAGAGAACGGAACCAUUCGUCGCCGUUUUCUAGGAUGCAAGGGAUAUUGGCAAUUGUUUCCACAUUGUUCACCGCUGUUGCACAACCAAAGACACCGUGUUCUGUGGGAAAGGGAGGACGCACUCUAGGUUUUGCUGCUUUUCCUUCAAGUGAUUCAAGCAGUGCUGUUUCUUCUCCGCUGAUAUAAUUGCCUUCUCCUCGAUGAAUAAAAAUAUCGAGACUAAAGUCUGUACCAAGUAUGUUUUUUCCUAGGUAGCCUUCUUCAUAAGCUUCGUUUAUCGCUUCUUGCAGGUGUAAUGCUUCUUUGUAGUAUUCUGCACGAACAGAUAUGUAGCACGCACUUGCUCCAAUUGCUUUUGCCGACAUAAUACUGCCCUCAAUAACUGUAUGCGGUACACUUGCUAGUAGAUACCGAUCCUUGAAUGAGCCCGGCUCACCUUCUGAUGCGUUAACAACUAAAUAUCGCAUCGGGUGCUUCAAAAGUUCUGCAGUUGCGACAACUGAUUCCCACUUUCUGCCGGUAUAAAAUCCAGAACCCCCUCGUCCUCGGAGCAUGGAACGUGAAAUUGUGUUUAUCUAUCCUGUUAGUAUUUCGCAUUCGCAAAAUACCGUUUUAUCAUGUAACAGUAUAUAAUUGUCCCAGGAACAUAAGAUGAUUUGUACAUACCAGAAUUUCCCCUUUUUUUUUUAAAAUAUCACUCAGUUUUGAGUAACGACCCUGUUUUUUUGCAAAUGCUAUACUCCUUGCGACAUUAAGGUUCACAUUUGGAAAAAUCCUGCACAUGUCGAUGUAAUUAGGCUUAAACUUUUGGUAUUUAUGUCAAAUUUUUCCCAAAAGUUGUCUUUACUGUCAUAGCACAAAUUAAGAUAGAUAGACUCGGAAUUGUAGUCAAUUGCUAUACAGAGCAAGUCGAUAAGAACAUCCUAGGAACACAGGCUCCAAAUUACAGAAGGGCAACGAGCAGCUCACCCCAAAACACUCGGGGAGUAGAGAAUCAUAAUUACGAGA
This is a messenger RNA of Schizosaccharomyces japonicus yFS275, 3283 nucleotides long. RefSeq names its product enhancer-mRNA decapping Edc3. Gene Ontology annotation, cellular component: cytoplasmic ribonucleoprotein granule; P-body; cytoplasmic stress granule. The coding region runs from base 357 to 1679 and encodes 440 amino acids. Gene Ontology annotation, biological process: P-body assembly; deadenylation-independent decapping of nuclear-transcribed mRNA. Gene Ontology annotation, molecular function: mRNA binding; molecular condensate scaffold activity; RNA binding. The record is from RefSeq and is a predicted model, not a curated record. NCBI's taxonomy places the organism in Eukaryota, Fungi, Ascomycota, Schizosaccharomycetes, Schizosaccharomycetales, Schizosaccharomycetaceae. The transcript is spliced from 2 exons.